GUACCGAGUGACGUGUUGUCGUGCUUUCUGCGAGUCUUUGUAAACAUCUGUUUGAAACUGCAAGGAAACUUCGUGUUUUCGCUUGAUUCAAAAUGUUGGACCUUUUUACAAUUUUCAGCAAGGGUGGAAUUGUGCUAUGGUGCUUUCAAAGUACGAAGGACAUAUUUACUCCUUCAGUAAAUGCCUUGAUUCGUACUGUUAUUCUGCAGGAACGUACUGGAAAUCAAAAUUUUGACCAUAAUGCUCUGACAUUAAAGUACAAGCUUGACAAUGAGUUUGAGCUGGUCUUUGUGGUCGCUUUCCAAAAAAUUCUGCAGCUAGCUUACGUUGACAAGUUCUUGACCGACAUCCAUCUGGAGUUUCGAGACAAGUAUAAGGAUGAUUUGCAGAAUGGAAGAUAUUUUCAGAGCUUCGAGUUUACCAAGUCAUUCCAGAGAGUGUUGCAAGCUGCGGAGGACUGGGGAAGAUCUCAAGCAAAGUUACCGAAACAGAUGCGUUCCUUUGGAGAAUCUUUGAAAUCCAAGAAGACUGUCUCAUCUAUGAUUGAAAGGAAAGGGGAAGACAAGGAAAAUAAGCAGAAAAAAGUGAAAAUAUCUGAGCCUCCGAAGAUUGAAACUCCCCCAUCUCCUGCAUCCACUGCCCCCGCUUCAAAUGGCAAUGGUAUUUCUGAAGAUGUGCUGAUUCAGAACAGGUUGCGGCUUGCUCAGAAAAUGGCUGCUGGACCAAAAAAGAAGGAAAGCACUAAGAGCCCUAAGCCAAGCAAAGAAGGCAAGAAACCCCGAGUUUGGGAAUUAGGAGGCAAUGCUAAAGAUAUGACUAGUCUUGACCGUUCCAAGGAUAAACCCGAGGAUGCUACAUCUGAUUUCACUCCAGCAUCCAAUAUGGUUGGCCGUAUGGUUGGUGGCAUUAAAGAUAUUGAAGUUGAAAGUGACUCUGAUGAAUAUGAUGAGGGAGAAGAGGAUGAAGAGGAAGUUGCCACCCAAACAAAACCAGCUGCUAAAAGCGGUGGUGUUUUCUCUAUAUUCAAGGGAUUGGUGGGCAGUAAGAACUUGAGCCAAGAAACCAUGCAGCCUUGCCUUGAUAAGCUACGAGAUCACCUGAUCGCUAAAAAUGUUGCUGCUGAUAUUGCUGUUAAGUUAUGUGACUCUGUGGCUGCCAAACUUGAAGGAAAAGUAAUUGGUACUUUUGAAACUGUUGCAUCUACUGUAAAAAACACCUUGACGGAGUCUUUAGUGCAAAUUUUGUCUCCUCGUCGUCGUAUUGACAUUUUGCGAGAUGCUUUGGAAGCUCGCAAGCAGGGCCGGCCUUUUGUCAUGGCUUUCUGUGGUGUGAAUGGGGUUGGAAAAUCUACCAACCUAGCAAAGAUUUGCUUCUGGUUGAUUGAAAACAACCUCCAAGUUUUGAUUGCUGCUUGUGAUACCUUCAGAGCUGGUGCUGUUGAGCAGCUACGCACCCAUACUCGUCAUUUGAAUGCCCUACACCCUCCUGAACGACAUGGAGGGCGCCAAAUGGUCAAUUUGUAUGAAAAGGGUUAUGGCAAGGAUGCUGCUGGCAUUGCCCUGGAAGCAAUUAAUUUUGCUCGGGAUUCGAAAAUGGAUGUGGUUUUGAUUGACACGGCUGGUCGCAUGCAAGAUAAUGGACCACUAAUGAUUGCUCUGGCUAAGCUUGUGAAAGUCAAUGAACCUGAUUUGGUCCUCUUUGUGGGUGAGGCUCUGGUUGGAAAUGAAGCUGUAGAUCAGUUGGUUAAGUUCAAUCAAGCAAUGGCAGAUAAUUCAUCUGCUGUGAAUCCUCAUCUCAUUGACGGUAUUGUGUUAACUAAGUUUGACACAAUUGAUGACAAGGUUGGUGCAGCUAUUUCCAUGACUUACAUCACUGGACAACCAAUUGUUUUCGUCGGUACCGGCCAAACCUAUACAGAUCUCAAGGCUCUCAAUGCAAAGGCUGUUGUGCAUGCUCUCAUGAAAUAAAAAUGUCACAUAAUUUCAUCAUCUCAUGUUCUAUCACAUUGGAUAUGGUUUUGAAGUCUUCAUGAAAUAUCUAUACUCUUCUUUUGUUUUCACAUCAUGCUAUAAGAAGUCUCAGCAUGUGAGCUUGAUAGUUACCUAUGUUGUUACUUGUUUUGCCUGACCAUGAGUUGCAAUCAUCAAGUUACACAUUAUUUUCUUUCUGAAAUUUUUUGAAAUGGUGCACCUGUCACUAUUUAUAAAAGGAAAAAAAAAUGUUGGAAAUGAAAAAAAGGAUGUAUAAUACUGCAUUUUUGUCAUUCCUCUGUAUUUGCCAUUGUGUGUUGAUUUUUAUUGAGAGGAAUAGGUAAGAAUUGGGGCAUUAUCUAUUGAUUUAUGUUCUGAGAAGAUUGUGAUUUAUAGUAUGUACAAAUAAUGCUGUAUGGUAUAAUUGUGUUUUCUUGUCUUGUCUGUUUGUUUUCUUUUGUCCUAAAAGAAACUGUUUUCUAUAAAAAUUGAUUUUUAAAGAGAAAUUUAAUAUUUAUUUGUGUGUGUCAAACCACUUGCUUCUUCAUUUUUAAAAUGAUGAUUGAUACAGACUCGUCUAGAGUUGUUCUCUCUUGUCUUUAAGCUCACACUAUGUAUUGAGACUGUUAAAGAUUGGUGUUCAUUGGAACAAUGUCUUGUUGAUAUUUUUAUAGCAUGUAUUGUUAUGUACUUUUAAGAUUGCGAAUAAAUCUUCUAAAGAUUUCA
This is a messenger RNA of Thrips palmi, 2696 nucleotides long. RefSeq names its product signal recognition particle receptor subunit alpha homolog (gene SrpRalpha). Gene Ontology annotation, biological process: SRP-dependent cotranslational protein targeting to membrane. Gene Ontology annotation, molecular function: GTP binding; signal recognition particle binding; ATP hydrolysis activity. NCBI's taxonomy places the organism in Eukaryota, Metazoa, Arthropoda, Insecta, Thysanoptera, Thripidae. The record is from RefSeq and is a predicted model, not a curated record. The transcript is spliced from 12 exons. Gene Ontology annotation, cellular component: signal recognition particle receptor complex; endoplasmic reticulum membrane. Bases 93 to 1967 code for a protein of 624 amino acids.